Fundulus heteroclitus (mummichog) is the source of this 1751-nucleotide messenger RNA. It is a transcript of the gene slx4ip, whose product is annotated as SLX4 interacting protein. Bases 130 to 1311 code for a protein of 393 amino acids. The record is from RefSeq and is a predicted model, not a curated record. Lineage: Eukaryota; Metazoa; Chordata; Actinopteri; Cyprinodontiformes; Fundulidae. The transcript is spliced from 8 exons.
UUUAAAAUGUAUAUCCCAGUAAAGUAAUUUCCACACACCCACGGCAGUUGUUGGACAACUAAAUAAACUGACGUCAUCUCUCGUGGCCUCGCAGAUCUCGUUCAAAACGGUUGGCGGCGGUGUGAAGCAAUGUCUCCUUUCAAGUUUGUCAUUAAGUGUGGGAACUUUGCUGUGCUGGUGGAUCUCCAUGUUUUGCCCUCGGGGAGCCCAGAGUCCACCAGCUGGUUCACCGCAGAUCGAGUUGAGGAAGUGGCAUCUCUAGUUCGAGAUCCGGUGGACCUGAGGGUCAAGCAGUAUGCAGAGUUUCUGCACAACAUGCGACGGCCUAGACAGAAGAAGGAGUUGGCUCCAGCUUCAGCCUUUUCCCUGAAAGGGGAAAACUUCAACCUCGUGGCCAACUUCCUGAGGCGACACUCCAAUCUCAGAUGUGUUGUGGAGCAGGAUUUGCGUUUGUUUCCUGAGCGAUAUGUCGUGUGUGUGAGCUGCCCAGAAGAUGCCUCGGUGCACCAUGGAAACCCGAGCCCGGCCGCGACUGGGCUGAGUGAGCAAACCAGAUCAGAAUAUUUUUCCAGUGCGGGAGAAAUCCGAGCGCUUUUACACAGCCCGGGAAAAACAAAGCGGCCCGCGCUUCAAAAGAUAGCCAAACGAGCCUGUGUCCAGCAAGAGAUCUGCGGUUCCACGACUGAGAUGCAGCAGAUGGACCAGAGAGGCGUUCCCUUAAAUCGGGGACGGGAACAUAAAGCCGGGCAUUCAGAACCGAGACCGGAGGCCGUGCUCAACGCGCCCCUGGAGGCAAACCGUAAGCGGCCUGGCAGCGAUGCCCUGAUUGAGCCCGGGGCUCAGAUGGGGUCUCCUCAGAAGCAGAAGAAUGAGGCCCAGCAGGCCAGAAAGAGGAGCGAGCCCAGUGAUGCUACCGGCUUACAGCUGGCCAACAAAACGUGCCUUGGAAGCUCCUCGGCCCCCGUGCAAAUCCGCUCCACCUCGCAAACACCCGACCAUAACCUCCCUCCUCUGCUGCCACUUCCUGCAGUCGCAGCGGUGGCAGAGUCCAAGGCUCUCCCUGUCUCCGGGUGCAAGAAAACCACAGUGGAAGCAGAGCUGCUUACUCCAGGGAAACAGGCCCAGAGGCUCCUCCUCGCAAGCAAUAACACGGCGAAGACAAACCAAAACAGGCCGGCCGCAAGUCUGAGGGGCCUAUCUGUCAAGCCCGCAUCCUCGGCCUCCUCUAUUGGUUCCAGAUCCGCGCGCGCAGAGGAGGGGAGCGCGGCCGUGCCCAGAACCUCCAGACUACGACGAGCGAAGAGGUCCUGAGAGGGAGAGGAGGGCUGAAAGGAAAGAUCCCUGACGCCGCGGAGAUGGAGGCAUUAUCCCGCAGCUCCUGUGGUCUCCUCACACGACUUCUACUUGUUCAUCUUAACGUGUUGUUCCUGUGACCAACCCGAAAGUCACUGGAGCGUUGGAACCAGGCUGCACGUUUGAGCAGCGCCGGUCCAGAGAGUUCUGCGACGGGAGAGUCGACAAAAACCUUUUUUUUUUUUUUUUGUUGGAGACUGGAUUUGGGUUUUGUGCUAAAGAUCAGGGAUGUGAGACAGGCAGGAGCCACGCAGUGCGUCAUGGCUUUCAGUCUGAAACGCUGGCUCCUACGUGUCUGAAGAGUGUCCAGUAUCCGCGCUGAAGCUCUCGUGUGAUUGAUGGCAGUUUCCAGACUUAUUUCAUCACCCCAUUCUUAUUUUGUGUUGUUUUUUUUUUUU